AUGACAUCGAAGACCCCUUCGCGGCGUUUGACUGAUGUGUUGCGCAGUAACAGUAAGGAGACACUGCUUCGCAAUGCGGCCGAACUUGCCCGUGUAUCGGCCUCGCUUUCACCUGAGGGGAUACAAACACGCUUUAUGCGGAAUCAGCACUUGAUUAGUCCCAAGUCCUUGCGUCUCCUAUAUGAUGCGACCAUCUUCUCGCGGUGGUGUGCGUUUGCCGUGUAUAAGCCACCCUUUUGUCCCAUGCGGCGGGCGGAAGCUUCGUCGAACUACCACCACGUGUCGGUGGAGUCAUUUGUUGAGGCAGCAGUCCGAUCUCGUGAUGUCUACCCGUCCAUACAACGUGAAAUACGACCGGAUGAGGUGAAGGUCCGUGUGGUUAACGAUAUAAAUGUGUUUUCUUCGGGACCUGUUGUGGUUACGGUUGCUGACAGGCACAGCUUCACGCGCACUCUCAAGGGCUUUACUAUGCGUUACGAUGUCCUUGUUGCGGGCCAUUUGCCGUUAACGGAGCCCCGUGCAGUGGCCACUGAACGCCUUUUCCCCCCCGUGUGUGCUGCUGAGGGAAGUGCGGUACUUCACGACACGACAGGGCAGACUACAUCCGACGGCUGUUCGUCAUCGGCGCUUUCGUCUUCCUGUGUUUGUACCUAUCAGGUGAAGAGAAAUGCGUAUUACUCCGUACAUCCUGUUAGUCUGCUGGAGUUUACCAUUAUUGCACCACCCACACCGCUGCCACCAACUAUUGAGUUGUUUGUCCGCACUCAUUUGGACACGUGUGUUAUUGGUGAUCCUUCGGGCGCAACUGCAGACGCUGAGGAGUCGCGGGCUGCAAAGUCAUCACUGGGCAUCAUCGCAAUGCGUGGGGACUGCGACUUCCCGCGUGUUUUUACACACCUGCGGGAGCUGUCUAUCAAUACCGAUGUCGCUGAUUCAGCGGGUGAUGUCGUAUCGCAGAAAGCCAUUGAAUUCCAUUGCCGCAAUUGUUUUGAGCCGAUUAUUCAGCGGGAGCGCAUUUACAGCCUCAAGAGGCGUCGUGUUGGCUUGCUGGAUGGUGCGUGGACACCUGAGGCAGAAUACAUGUGA
Molecule: messenger RNA, 1086 nt
Organism: Trypanosoma brucei brucei TREU927
Lineage: Eukaryota; Euglenozoa; Kinetoplastea; Trypanosomatida; Trypanosomatidae
Exons: 1
Coding region: 1-1086 (361 amino acids)
Source: RefSeq, a predicted model, not a curated record